UGCCCCUCUGCCUGAGCCCGGGGAGGCCAGGCGGCCGGGCGGCUGGAGGGGGUCCGCUGCCCGAGAAUGGGAAUUCUCUUCACCAGGAUAUGGAGACUGUUCAAUCACCAGGAGCACAAAGUUAUAAUUGUUGGGCUGGAUAAUGCUGGGAAAACUACCAUCCUUUUCCAAUUUUCUAUGAAUGAAGUUGUACACACAUCCCCUACAAUAGGAAGUAAUGUAGAAGAGAUAGUGAUUAAUAAUACACGUUUCCUAAUGUGGGAUACUGGUGGCCAAGAAUCUCUUCGUUCUUCCUGGAACACUUACUAUACUAACACAGAGGACUUAAGGAAAGCUGGAUUGCUGAUCUUUGCUAAUAAACAAGAUGUUGAAGAAUGCAUGACUGUAGCAGAAAUCUCUCAGGUUUUGAAGCUGACUUCUAUCAAAGAUCACCAGUGGCAUAUCCAAGCCUGCUGUGCUCUUACUGGAGAGGGAUUAUGUCAAGGACUUGAAUGGAUGAUGUCCCGACUUAAGAUUAGAUGAUCUAUACUGACCUCAUCUUACAGACUUUGUGUAAACAGUGGCUGGACUUUACCUGAAAGCUGCAAAAUUUAAUGGUUUAGAUAUAUUUAUAAUAAACUGAUUUAAACAUUUUCUAUAAGAGGAAAAAUUCAGACCACUUGUUUGAAAACAAAGAUGAAGUCUCACCUUCCAAUUUACUUUCUCAUUAUUCCUUCCAAAGUAAGUUAUGAAAGCUGUGAUUGACAUUUUUCUCAUAAUGAAUGCUCUCAGGACAUUGUGUAGCCUGUGGUAAGUACAAAGGGAGAGGAAUGCAUUUUGAACUUCUAAGAGCUUUAGUAUCAGUAUAACCUCCCUUGUUGAAUGUUGUUAUUUUCUUUUUCCAUUUAGUCAAACUACAAGUCCCAGAUACUAGGUUUCCAAUAUUUUAAAAUGUAACAUUACUUAUGAAAAGUAUUUUGUGUAUGUAUUGUAUAUAUAGCUCAAGUCAAGUUAAUGGCUUUGGUUUAUGUGCUAAAGAAAAGCAAAUAACACAAAAAUUAAUAAUAUUCUUGGUUAUAACCAUAAUGAGAUGAGUACUGGCAUUGGUGGUAAGUGCCAUUUUGUAUGUUUCCU
Molecule: messenger RNA, 1113 nt
Organism: Oryctolagus cuniculus (rabbit)
Lineage: Eukaryota; Metazoa; Chordata; Mammalia; Lagomorpha; Leporidae
Source: RefSeq, a predicted model, not a curated record